AUGAGAAGACGACGCAAUCUGUUGAGGAGCAAAUCCGACCACACUGCUAGAGAAGCCGUUCAUCUCCUGAAAGAUUCUGGAUUCACUGAAAACAAGCUUAAGAAUACCAUUCUUAGAAACCCAUCUAUUCUUACACUGAGAGUGGAUAGCCAGUUGAAGCCCAAGAUGGAAUUCCUGAAAAAACUGGGUUUGACUACCCCAGAUAUAGUCCUUAUUAUAUUUAGGAGACCCAGGUUGCUUACCAUGAGCUUAGAAAAUUGCCUUGUCCCUAGAAUCGUCCAUCUGGAAACCCUAUUUGGCUCAGAGGUCCAUUUAUGCAAGGCUUUGAGAAGGGCGCCUUUGCUUUUGGACUGUGAUUUCAAGAAGCAGGUGAUACCUAGAGUGGAGUACUUGAAGAAUAAUAUAGGCAUUCUAAAAGAUUCCGUAGGAUUUGCGCGAGCCCUGAAUGCGGUUCUUAAUCAUAGUUUUGAAACCCUGGAAAAGAAAACUAAACAUAUGGCGAGUCUUGGUCUAGCAGAGGAGGACAUCAGUCAAAUUAUUAAAAGACAACCUGGAGCACUUCGUCAUUCAACCCAAAAAAUGAAGGAAAACAUUGAUUUUUUGAUACGCACAACAGGUCUUGAGCCCAAGAUUGUUGCCUCGAAUGCUGUGAUUUUGAGUUUCAGCGUAGAGAAACAAACCCCGCUUUGA
Molecule: messenger RNA, 690 nt
Organism: Cryptomeria japonica (Japanese cedar)
Lineage: Eukaryota; Viridiplantae; Streptophyta; Pinopsida; Cupressales; Cupressaceae
Product: transcription termination factor MTEF1, chloroplastic-like
Exons: 1
Coding region: 1-690 (229 amino acids)
Biological process (GO): regulation of DNA-templated transcription; chloroplast organization
Cellular component (GO): chloroplast
Molecular function (GO): double-stranded DNA binding
Source: RefSeq, a predicted model, not a curated record